Aaosphaeria arxii CBS 175.79 is the source of this 1422-nucleotide messenger RNA. Its product is annotated as Nitrilotriacetate monooxygenase component A/pristinamycin IIA synthase subunit A. Gene Ontology annotation, molecular function: monooxygenase activity; oxidoreductase activity, acting on paired donors, with incorporation or reduction of molecular oxygen. The transcript is spliced from 7 exons. The record is from RefSeq and is a predicted model, not a curated record. Bases 1 to 1422 code for a protein of 473 amino acids. Lineage: Eukaryota; Fungi; Ascomycota; Dothideomycetes; Pleosporales.
AUGGCCCCCAAGAAAGUUAUCCUCAAUGCCUUCGUGGAGAUGUGCAGUGGACAUCAGUCCCCUGGACUCUGGAGACAUCCCGAUGACCACUCGCACGAGUUUAACAACGUCGAGCACUGGGUUGAACUUGCCAAAUUGCUAGAGGAGGCAAAGUUCCAUGGUAUUUUUAUUGCCGAUGUUUUGGGCGGUUACGAUGUAUACAAUGGCAACCUUGAUGCCGCCAUUCGCUCCGGCGCACAAUGGCCAGUCAAUGAGCCUUUGGCGGUCGUCUCUGCAAUGGCUGCCGCUACAAAGAGCAUCGGCUUUGGUGUGACGGUAUCGACGACAUAUGAGCAGCCCUACCACUUGGCUAGGCGGUUGUCCACCGUCGAUCAUCUGUCCAAUGGAAGACUUGGAUGGAACAUUGUAACCAGCUAUCUCGACUCGGCGGCCCGAAACAUGGGUUUCAAAGAGCAACUCGCGCAUGACGAGAGAUACGCUCAAGCAGAGGAGUACGUCAAAGUAAUGUACAAGCUCUUCGAGUCCUCCUGGAGAGAUGAUGCCGUCGUUCUCGACCGGGAAAAGGGCAUCUACACUCACCCAGAGCGCGUCCGUGAGAUCAAGCACGAAGGCAAAUUCUUCAGUGUGCCAGGCCCCCAUAUCUGCCAACCGAGCCCUCAACGCACUCCCUUGAUCCUCCAGGCUGGUGCUUCGAAGGCCGGAAAGAUCUUCGCGGCGCAGAAUGCUGAGGCUAUCUUCGUGUCCGCCCAUGCGCCGGCCGUCUGCGCGAAGAACAUUGCCGAGAUCCGGGAGAUUGCUAAGACACAGUUUGGUCGUGACCCAAGCAACAUCAAGGUCCUUGCUCUCGUGACACCUAUCCUUGGUCGAACAGAAGAGGAGGCACAGGCCAAACUCGCCGACUACCGCAAGUAUGCUUCCCACGAGGGUGCUCUCACUCUUUUCGGAGGUUGGACCGGUAUGGAUCUCGGCAAGUACGGUGAUGAGGAAGAGCUUCGCGAGGUCGAGAGCAAUGCUGUCCGCUCUACUGUCGAAGGCUACGCGCGCUUCUCGCCUGGAACGUCGAAGUGGACGAAGCAUACUAUUGCCGAGCACGUCAGUCUUGGCGGAAACGGUCCUAUCUUCGUUGGAACACCUGCACAAGUCGCAGACGCCUUCCAGAUCUGGAUCGACGAGGCGGGCGUGGAUGGAUUUAACUUGGCGUACACACUUUUCCCCCAGUCGUUCAAGGACAUCAUUGAGCUUCUGAUUCCAGAGUUGAGGGCCCGUGGAUUGUACUGGGACGACUACGCCGUUCCGCAGGGUACUUACCGCGAGAACUUUUACGAGAAGCAGGGUCAGAAGGGUCCCUUGGAGGAGCACGUCGCGUCGACAUACAGGUGGAAGGCAGGUGUUGAUGCCAAGGACCAUACGAUACCUCAAUAG